Messenger RNA from Tetranychus urticae (two-spotted spider mite), 1741 nucleotides. RefSeq names its product pre-mRNA processing factor 3 (gene Prp3). Gene Ontology annotation, biological process: mRNA splicing, via spliceosome. The record is from RefSeq and is a predicted model, not a curated record. Gene Ontology annotation, cellular component: U4/U6 x U5 tri-snRNP complex. NCBI's taxonomy places the organism in Eukaryota, Metazoa, Arthropoda, Arachnida, Trombidiformes, Tetranychidae.
CUUUCACUUUUCAUUAAUUCUAGUUUUUUUACUUAUUUAAUGGUAUCAUCUUUUGCAUUACUUUGAUUUUGUAACCAUCGUGAUCUUUAUUGAUUCAUACUCCUGGUUGUGUUUAAUCAUUUUUCAGAUGUCAAACUCUUCAUUUGUUCCUAGUAUGCCGAUUGGGCAGCCAUCCUCUGGACCCUCAGCAGAUGAUAUUAAAGCUCGGAUCCAGGCUCAGCUUGCUAGCAGGAUUGCUGCUUUAAAUCAAAGCUUAGCUGCCUCUGACCUGUUGAGACGUACAUCUACGAUUGUACCUGGAACCAAUUUAUCCUCCAAAAAUGACACUUCUGUGAAAACCGUUUCAAAGCCUGCACCUUUAAUUCUGGAUCAUGAAGGCAGAACUGUUGAUAUUACUGGUAAAGAAGUUCAAUUGGUUCAUCGUAUGCCCACUUUAAAAGCUAAUAUUAGAGCUCAAAAAAGAGAACAAUUUAAAUUGACUACCCAAGAACGUACUCAUGAUGAGGCAGUCAGCAAAUUUUACGAUCCGCGGGUUGAAACCAAACCCACAGUUCGAGCAAAACGUAGUUUCAAAUUCCACGAACCUGGAACAUUUGAGACUCUUGCUCAGAAAAUUCGUACCAAAGCAAAAUUGGAAGUGUUACAAAAAGAAAUAGCGCAAGCUGCUAUGAGAACUGGAGUUUCAUCUGCUGCGCGACUCGCAGUAUUAAGUGCCAUUGUACCAAAGAAAGAAAAUAAGGAAGAUGAUAUACCUGAAAUUGAAUGGUGGGAUAGUUUUGUGUUGACAGACAAUAGUUACGAAGCCUCAAUCAAUAGUGAUAAACCUCCGGAAGAAAAAUAUGAAGGUAUCACACACCUUAUUGAACAUCCUAUGCAAAUGAAACCACCUGGGGAACCUAACAAGGUGAUGCCACUGCCAGUGUUUCUCACUAAAAAAGAACGCAAAAAAUUACGCCGUCAGAAUAGACGAGAAGCAUGGAAAGAGAAACAAGAAAAAAUACGUCUAGGAUUGGAGCCGCCCCCAGAACCAAAAGUAAAAAUGUCCAACAUGAUGAGAGUACUAGGAGAACAAGCCAUCAAAGAUCCUACUAAAGUAGAAGCUCAAGUUCGAGAACAGGUGGCUAAACGCCAAAAGGCACACGAGGAAGCUAAUGCUGCGCGAAAAUUAACUGUCGAUCAAAAACGACAAAAGAAAUUGAAGAAAGUGAAAGAAGACACAAGUUCAGGAGUUCAUGUGGCCGUUUAUCGUGUUUUAAAUUUAUCAAAUCCAGCCAAGAAAUUCAAAAUUGAGGUGAAUGUCAAACAACUUACGAUGACCGGUGUUAUCGUAUUAUACAAAAAUGUAAAUGUUAUUGUUGUUGAAGGAGGACCUUCGCAACAGAAAAAGUUCAAAAGAUUGAUGCUUCAGCGAAUCAAAUGGAGCGAAGAAACUGUUUCAGCUGAAUCAGACCCUGGAAAGAAGAUUGAGAACAAAUGUACUUUGAUCUGGGAGGGUAUGGUUAAGAAUAGAGCUUUCGGAGAAUUAAGGUUUAAGAAUAGUCCCAAUGAAAGUUUUGCCCGAGAAUUAUUCAAAAAUCAUGGUGUCGAACAUUAUUGGGAUUUAGCUUAUAGCUCAUCAAUUUUAGACAAUUAACAUUGAAAUUAAAACUCAUCAAUGUUUUAUUUAUGAGUAGACGAUGCCGAUCUCUCAUAUGUGAGUUUGUCUUAAGAAACUGACACAUAAAUGAUGCUUGUUAAAUGA